AUGGAGGGGGCGCUGACCGCCCGGGACAAAGUCGGGGUGCAGGAUUUCGUGCUGCUGGACGCCUACACCAGCGAGUCUGCCUUUGUGGACAACCUUCGCAAGCGUUUCAGCGAGAACCUCAUCUACACGUACAUCGGGACGCUCCUCGUGUCGGUGAAUCCAUACCAGGAGCUGGGGAUCUACACUGUGAGCCAGAUGCAGCUCUACCAAGGGGUCAAUUUCUUUGAACUGCCACCACACGUCUACGCCAUCGCGGACAACGCUUACCGCACCAUGUGCUCGGAGCUCAGCAACCACUUCAUUCUCAUCUCUGGAGAGAGCGGGGCGGGGAAGACCGAGGCCUCUAAGAAAACGCAAGAAUUCCCCCGCAACCGCCCAAAGACCGAGUCCCUGCAGAUAGCCCGCGACAGGCUCCUGCUCUCCAACCCCGUGCUGGAGGCUUUUGGAAAUGCCAAAACACUCCGGAAUGACAACUCGAGCAGAUUCGGCAAAUACAUGGACAUACAGUUCGACUCUCAGGGCGUUCCCGUGGGCGGGCACAUCAUCAGUUACCUGAUAGAGAAGUCUCGCGUGGUCUACCAGAGCCAGGGCGAGCGGAACUUCCACGUCUUCUACCAGAUGCUGGCGGGUGGAGAGGAGGAGCUCCUGGCCAGCCUGGGGCUCCAGCCAGACCCCCGGCUCUAUAAAUACCUCUCUCAGGGUCAUUGCUGCAAAGAGUCAUCUAUCAAUGACAAGAAUGACUGGAAGACUGUUUGCAAUGCCUUCUCCAUCAUUGACUUCACGCACUCUGACCUGGAGAACCUCUUUGGAAUUAUCGCCAGUGUGCUGCACCUGGGGAACAUCUGCUUUGAAGAAGACGAGCGCGGCUGUGCCAUGGUCCCGGUCAACCGUGAGAUUAAAUGGAUUGCCAAGCUCCUGGGGUUCUGCCCAUCGAUUCUUCUGGAAGCUCUCACACACAGAAAGAUUGAAGCCAAAACGGAGGAGGUGAUCUGUCCGCUGACCGUAGAACUCUCCGUCUAUGCCCGAGACGCCUUGGCAAAGGCUGUUUAUGGACGGACGUUUACCUGGCUGGUCAACAAAAUCAAUUCGUCCUUAGUGAACAAGGAUCUCGCUCAGAAAACGGUGAUCGGGUUGCUGGACAUCUAUGGUUUCGAAGUCUUGGACAAGAAUGGUUUUGAACAGUUCUGUAUAAAUUACUGCAAUGAGAAGCUCCAGCAGCUGCUGAUAGAGAGGACGCUGACGGCAGAGCAGGCAGAGUAUGAAGCGGAAGGCAUCCAGUGGGAGCCCAUUCAGUAUUUCAACAACAAGAUCAUCUGUGACUUGGUGGAAGAGAGGCACAGAGGAAUCAUAUCCAUUCUGGAUGAGGAGUGCAUCCGCCCUGGCCCCGCCACAGACUUGAGUUUCCUAGAGAAACUGGAAGAAAAAGUGGGCAAGCAUGCACACUUCCAAACCCGGAAGCUGGCAGGGCCGCAGGCCCGGAAGAGGAUCGGCUGGAUGGAGUUCCGGCUCCUGCACUAUGCGGGCGACGUCACCUACUGCACCCAGGGAUUCUUGGAAAAGAACAAUGAUCUCCUUUAUACACAUCUGAAAGAAGUUCUGUGCAGGUCCAAGAACAGCAUUGUGAAGGAAUGCUUCCUGGUGGCUGAGCUCCGGAGCCGGCGGCGCCCUCCAACGGUGGGAACGCAGUUUAAGAACAGUCUGAGCAGCCUUCUAGAAAUUCUCAUCUCCAAGGAGCCUUCAUACAUACGCUGCAUCAAGCCCAACGAGCGGAAAGAACCCAGCAAGUUUGACGACCUCCUCAUACGACAUCAGAUCAAGUACCUGGGGCUGAUGGAGCACCUGCGGGUGAGGAGGGCCGGCUUCGCCUACCGCCGCAAGUACGAGCACUUCCUGCAAAGGUACAAGUCCUUGUGUCCGGAAACAUGGCCGCACUGGCACGGGCCUCCGGGAGAGGGCGUGGAACGGCUGAUCAAGUACAUCGGCUACAAGCCGGAGGAGUACAAGCUGGGGAAAACUAAAAUAUUCAUUCGCUUCCCAAGAACUCUGUUUGCUACUGAAGAUGCCUUUGAAUUUAGUAAACAUCAAUUAGUUGCAAGGAUCCAGGCCACGUACAGAGGCUGCCGGGCACGGAGGGAAUACCUCAGGAAAAGGCGAGCAGCCACCACACUGGAAGCCUACUGGCGGGGAGCCCUGGCUCGGAGGGAGAUCAAGAGGAGAAGGUGGGCCGUGCAGGUGGUAAGAAGGUUCAUCAAGGGAUUCAUCCACCGUGACAAACCGCUCGGUCCUGACAACGAGGAGUUUAUCAUGUUCAUGCGCAAGAAUUACAUCUUGAAGCUGCGGUACCACGUCCCGACAAGCGUGCUGGACAAGAGCUGGCUGCGGCCCCCGGGCAGCCUGGAGAGCGCUUCCAAUCUGCUCCGGACCAUGUGCGUGAGGAACCUGGUUCGCAAGUACUGCCGCGGGCUGACAGCUGAGCGGAAAGCCAUGAUGCAGCAAAAGGUGGUUACAAGCGACAUCUUUGGGGGAAAGAAGGAAGGCUACGCAGAAAGUUUAAAGCAACCCUUCGCCAGCAGUCGCAUAGAUGAAGCAGACAUCAAUCCUAAAGUGCUUCAACUCAUUGGCAGUGAGAGAAUCCAGUACGCUGUGCCGGUCAUCAAGUAUGACAGGAAAGGCUUCAAGGCCCGGCAGAGGCAACUCAUCCUCACCCAGAAAGCGGCUUACGUGGUUGAACUUGCCAAGAUCAAACAGAAAAUAGACUACUCAGCCCUCAAAGGCGUCUCCACCAGCAAUCUGAGUGAUGGGAUCUUAGUCAUUCACGUCUUCCCUGAGGACCACAAGCAAAAGGGAGACGCCGUGCUACAGUGUGAGCACGUGUUUGAAGCAGUCACCAAACUCACCAUGCUGCUCAAGGACGAUGUCGUCAAGGUGGUGCAAGGCAGUUUACAGUUUUACAUCAGUCCUGGGAAAGAAGGUACGAUCGUUUUCGACACUGGGCCAGAAGAACAAGUGUAUAAAGACAAAAACGGGCAGUUAACAGUGGUGUCAGUGCGGAGGAAGUCUUGA
Messenger RNA from Dipodomys ordii (Ord's kangaroo rat), 3063 nucleotides. RefSeq names its product myosin IH (gene Myo1h). NCBI's taxonomy places the organism in Eukaryota, Metazoa, Chordata, Mammalia, Rodentia, Heteromyidae. Gene Ontology annotation, molecular function: ATP binding; actin filament binding; microfilament motor activity. Gene Ontology annotation, biological process: vesicle transport along actin filament; actin filament organization. The record is from RefSeq and is a predicted model, not a curated record. Gene Ontology annotation, cellular component: plasma membrane; actin cytoskeleton; microvillus.